AUGUAUGACCGUAAAUCAGCAGCCAGUGGAUUGGAACAACUAAGACGUCGGGCCACCGACAUGGGUACAUUAGCUCGAAGAGGCUCUUUGGAGAGACAAAACAAGAGACGAUCAUGGUCCCCCGAUCAUUUGGCAACGAGUCUUGAUUCCUUCCGCCCCAUCACUUUGACUAUGUCUUCGUUUUUCAAACAAGAAGGAGAUAAACUGAAAGAUGAGGAUCUGUACAAAAGUCUGCAGGAGCUGAAGAGGCCAACUUUGAUUCUGAAGAAGUUGAAAUGUAUUCCUUCGACGCUAAAGCUAGAAAUUUCUCCGUGUCCUGUGGAAGUGAAAAAUUGUCUGACUACUGAGUUGGCCAAACUGCAUCCCUAUCCCGACGAGAAGAGCAGGCCACUGAAAGAACUCCUGGAGUUUCCAGUGAAAGAAGUGCUAGUUCCUCAUUACACUUAUAGAAAUUUACUCUUCGUCUCGCCAAAAGAGCUGAAUUUCUCCAAUCGUACUGGCUCUGCUAGGAAUUUGGCUGUACGUAUACAGCUGAUGGCUGGCGAAGACGAAAAACACGCCCUCUUCAACAUAUUCGGGAAAUCCAGUUGUCCUGAAAUGACAAACGAGGCGUACUCUGCAGUGACGUAUCACUGUAAGAAUCCAGUGUUUUACGACGAGGUGAAGAUCAGGCUUCCUGCAGCUCUUGCAGAUAAUCAUCACUUACUUUUCACGUUCUAUCACAUCUCUUGUCAGAAGAAGAUGGAGCAAAAUACUGUAGAUACGCCUGUGGGAUAUACUUGGUUGCCGUUAUUGAGAGAUGGUCGUUUGGUUUCUGGAGAAUUCUGUUUACCGGUAAUGUUAGAACCGCCUCCUUGUAACUACAGUUACAUUCCACCGGAUGUGUGCUUGCCUGGCACCAAAUGGUUGGAUAACCAUAAAGGUUUAUUCACAGUCACUUUGGAAACCGCUUCAUCUGUGCAUACUCACGAUCCACCGGUUGAAAGAUUUUUCACUGCCUAUGAUUUUGUCCAUACUGGUAUUAUUCCACAAAGGCUAGGCGAGGUUGGAACAGAAACUUUUAUUUAUAUGUCGGCUAUGUUGGGAUUAUCUGGGGCCAAACCUGAAACGAUUCUGAAACAUCUUCCAUUGCUAUUUGACAACAUCAUUGAGUUGCUGGUUCAGCCACCUAGGCUUUCCGGACAUACUUUAAACGUUGGACAUACCUGUUUCGAAGCCAUUUGUUCGUUGUUGGAUAAAAUAUCGAAUGUUCCAGAGGUACCAGUCGAUCAGCAUGGCCGCAAUCAACUUUUGGCAACGUACAUCCAAUAUCAGUGCAAUAUGCCCCACCCUUUGUACAAUCAAAACUCGCCCGAGUUUGAUGGAAACUCUACACUCACACGUAGUAGUUCUAACCCUGAUCUAGAAGUAGCCCACGUACAGUAUUCCAGAGGGCUUGAUCGAGCGGCAAGCAUGCGAGUCCCCACGAAUGAACCGAUCAGUCCAAAUUCGUCAACUUGUCACAAAAUCGUCCACCAAGAAUUGGCUUUGCAAUGGGUGGUUUCAAGUGGGCGUUCCAAAGACCUAGCCAUGCAGAAUGCUUGGUUCCUCUUUGAGUUGGUCGUGAAAAGUAUGGUGGAACACCUCUCGCAUACCAGAAGCCUCGACGCACCAAGGAAGUUGCGGUUCUCCGAACAAUUCCUCGACGACAUCUCUCAGUCUUCACUUCAUAGUAAGGCAGUGGACACCGUCAGACUACUAUUAUCAUGGCAUGAUAGUGAUCCGAGGUAUAACACACCAGAAGCUCGCCAAAGAGUGGCAGCUCUGUAUCUACCACUUUUAUCAAUCGCCAUGGAUGUUCUCCCACUGCUGCACCAUUUCAGUGCUGACAAAACCCAGUAUAAUAAUGAAGAUGUCGCUCCCAGCAAUAUCAAUCAAACGGUUGCCAUGGCGAUUGCUGGAAAAUUACCUCCAUCUACUUGUGAUACCUUUCCAAGUCUACAAUCACGCAAAGUUAGUAUCAGUGCAGACAUAACGAGGAGUAUACUAACUUGUGUUUUGUGGGUUUUGAAAAACAUCGAGAGGGACUCCUUGUCUCAGUGGUUGGGCGAACUAACCUCGACCAGGUUAGCUACUCUCCUUCAUUUGUUGGAUGCUUGCGCCAGCUGCUUUGAAUAUAAGCCCAGAAGGAGGGCCCCACCUCCUUCUGGGUAUGCCCACGCUCAGGGCACUCAAGAUAUGAGGUCGAGACUGGAGGAUGUCAUUCUUGGGCAGGGCUCUGCUAGGGAAAUGAUGCAAAGAAGAAAAGGAGGUUCUUCGCAAGCAACGGAGAAAGUUCGUUGGAGAAAAGAGCAGAUGUUGUACAGGCCGAUUUCAGAACAGAUCGAUCGCCCUCGAGAUGAUCUCAUAAACGACAUACAUUUAGAAGGACACUUUGCUACGGAAGCCUCUUUCAUAAUAUUGGAUACCUUAGAGAGAUGCGUUGCUACCAUUUCUCAGUGGGACUCGCAACAGCAUCUAGUAGGUCUUGCUCUGACAGUUUUGCUGCAUGCGCUCGGUAAAAACCAAAGUACUACUGUGUUACCUCACAUGUUCGCUUCUCAGCGUAGUUUGGUAUUCAAG
Molecule: messenger RNA, 2601 nt
Organism: Leptinotarsa decemlineata (Colorado potato beetle)
Lineage: Eukaryota; Metazoa; Arthropoda; Insecta; Coleoptera; Chrysomelidae
Gene: Zir
Product: dedicator of cytokinesis
Biological process (GO): positive regulation of GTPase activity; small GTPase-mediated signal transduction
Molecular function (GO): guanyl-nucleotide exchange factor activity
Source: RefSeq, a predicted model, not a curated record